Cynoglossus semilaevis (tongue sole) is the source of this 571-nucleotide messenger RNA. RefSeq names its product HIG1 hypoxia inducible domain family, member 2A (gene higd2a). Gene Ontology annotation, cellular component: mitochondrion. Gene Ontology annotation, biological process: mitochondrial respirasome assembly. The record is from RefSeq and is a predicted model, not a curated record. The coding region runs from base 71 to 394 and encodes 107 amino acids. The transcript is spliced from 2 exons. NCBI's taxonomy places the organism in Eukaryota, Metazoa, Chordata, Actinopteri, Pleuronectiformes, Cynoglossidae.
GUGAAACGUUAACGGAAGUGACGUUUGUACCUUCUCCGACAGCAGAUUGUGGACAGAGGCGGAAAGCAGUAUGGCGGUCCCCGACCACAGCAAUAAUCCUCAUCUCCCUGUAAAUCUGGACAAACCUCCUCACAUACCGGGCUUCAUUCCAAUCGCCCUGCCUACAGCCGAGACGUUUAAGGAGAAGUUCAUCAGAAAAACCAAAGAGAACCCGUUCGUCCCUAUAGGUUGUUUGGCCACGGCUGGGGCUCUGCUGUACGGCCUCCGUGCCUUCCACCUGGGAAAGAACAAACAGUCCCAGUUACUGAUGAGGGGCCGUAUCGCUGCCCAGGGCUUCACUGUGGUUGCCAUUAUUUUUGGAAUCUUUGCCUCAUCUUUAAAACCCAAGCAGUGAAGACACACUAGUGCCACACGUCAGUCAUCAUGGACAGAAUUCACCACUGCACUAUUUGGACAAGGUCCAGUUGAAACUGACCUGAGUGAUGUAUUUAAUUGAAUCAGUUUUUUUUUUUUUUUCCUCAGUGCAUUUAUAGUUGAUUUUGAAGGUGAAAAAUGCAAAGUAUAAUGAUCU